This is a messenger RNA of Tachysurus vachellii, 2531 nucleotides long. It is a transcript of the gene mob1a, whose product is annotated as MOB kinase activator 1A. NCBI's taxonomy places the organism in Eukaryota, Metazoa, Chordata, Actinopteri, Siluriformes, Bagridae. The record is from RefSeq and is a predicted model, not a curated record. Gene Ontology annotation, molecular function: protein kinase activator activity. Gene Ontology annotation, cellular component: cytoplasm; nucleus. The transcript has 6 exons. Gene Ontology annotation, biological process: positive regulation of protein phosphorylation; hippo signaling. The coding region runs from base 184 to 834 and encodes 216 amino acids.
CUCUCUCGUGUUUGCUGUUUCCUUUUUCUCUGCGGUGGUGCAAACACUUCCUGUUUCAGCGCGGUUUCAUGUUCACUUUGUUUAAAGUUUUAAACUGACGCAAAUACGUUGUUUACAUCGGUUUAAUCGGAUAACUUGGACUUCACGCUCUCUGGAUCUUCGUUGGAGGCAAAUUUAACGAAAAUGAGCUUCUUAUUUGGCAGUCGGUCUUCAAAGACUUUUAAACCAAAGAAAAACAUUCCAGAGGGUUCUCACCAGUACGAGCUCUUGAAACAUGCUGAAGCAACAUUGGGAAGUGGCAACCUUCGAGCUGCUGUAAUGUUACCAGAAGGAGAAGACCUUAAUGAAUGGAUCGCUGUUAAUACGGUCGAUUUCUUCAACCAGAUCAAUAUGUUGUAUGGCACAAUCACUGAGUUCUGCACUGAGACCAACUGCCCUGUCAUGUCUGCAGGGCCCAAGUAUGAAUAUCACUGGGCUGAUGGUACCAACAUAAAGAAACCGAUCAAAUGUUCGGCUCCAAAAUAUAUCGACUACUUGAUGACUUGGGUCCAAGAUCAACUGGAUGACGAAACCCUAUUUCCUUCCAAAAUUGGUGUGCCUUUUCCAAAGAACUUCAUGUCAGUGGCUAAAACUAUUCUGAAACGUUUAUUCAGAGUCUAUGCUCAUAUUUACCACCAGCACUUUGACUCUGUGAUGCAGUUACAAGAGGAGGCCCAUCUCAACACUUCCUUCAAGCAUUUCAUCUUCUUUGUGCAGGAAUUCAACUUGAUUGACCGCAGAGAGCUGGUUCCACUGCAGGAACUUAUCGAGAAACUAGGCACCAAGGACAGAUAAAAAAACAAACCACAUAAACAUGUAUUACUGAAGUAUUUCUUCUUUUCCUUUUAGAGAAUUUUAAAGCCACAGUCAGAACGUUUUAGGAGUAGAGGUAUAUUUUAAUAAUAAGCUGACUGUAGAUUAACAGAUUGUAUCUUCCAAAAUCAUUUUAGGGUGCGUUUUUUUUUUUUUUUUUUGCCUUUGAUUUUUUUACAUUUUUUUUAUUUGGGUUUCAUGAUGUAUACAAAUGUUGGACAAAUUAGACAGGAGAUAGAAAACAGAUAGAAACUGCAGGCAGAUUUUUGUAUUAAAGAUUUCUUAUUGUUUUAUAUUCUAGCAUCUUUAUAUAAGAGAAAAGAAACUAUACAACCUUUUACAGUUUCGUAUUAAAGGUAAAUUAAGUAAAAGGCUAUUGGUUUCUGGGAUCAGCACAUGUGUACAUCCUUGUUAGGGUCCAACAUUCCUUUUAUGCUGAAAUGGUUUUUAAGUCAGUAUUUUUGCUUUGAAAUUUACACUCACUGAGUAGUUUAUUAGAAACACUAUAUAAUAACACUUGAUUAAGCCUCCCUUUGUUUUAAAAACGGCUUUAAUUCUAUGUCAUUAGUUCAUCAUUCCUUUGAGUUUCUGGUCCAUGUUGACAAGGAUCUGUAAGGUGCACUUUAAUGUUGUCAAUCUCCUGUUCUACCACAACCCAAAUGUGUUCUUCUGGAGUGGGAAGGUCACUGAAAAUCACUGAUCUUAUUGUUACAUUUGUGAAAUGAGUUUGAGAUGGCUUUUGCUUUGUGACAUGGUGUAUUUUCAUGCUGGAAGGAGCCAUCAGAAGAUGGCGAUUGUGGUCAUGAAGGGAUGCACAUGAUCGGCAACAAUACUCAAAUAACCUGUGCCAAGAAAACAUUACCAAGACCAUUACACCACCUCCACCAGUCUGGAUUGUUGACACAAGAUAUACUGGGUCCAUGCAGUUAGUGCCCAAUUCUGACCACCUCUUUGUAUCAGCUGAAAUCAGGAUUCAUCACAGCAGGCUGCAGUUUUCUAGUCUUUUACUUUCCACUGUUGAAGUCUGUGCCAACUGCAGCCUCAUUUUCUGUUCUUGUCUGACAGGAGCCUAAGCCGACAUGGUGUUUUACUCUUGUAGCUCCUGCACCUCAGGCUUUGACAUGUUCAUUCUGAGAUGCUUUUCUGCUCAUGACAGAGUGCUUAUCUGAGUCACUGUUACUCUGUUGACUUCUCCUCAACAACACAGAGAUUCUGUCCCCAAAACUAGCCAAAUAAGUGUUUUCUUUUUUCUUUAUUGCAUCACUGUUUAAACACUAGAGACUGAUAAUCGCAGAUCAGCAGUUAAAGAAAUUUUUGAAAUCUAACAUCAUAACAAGGUCAAAAUCACAGAGAUCACAAAAUCACAGAGAUCACACAAUUUCCCCAUCAUAUGUGCAUGAUGUUAUGCAUCACACUGCUGCCAUAUGUUUGGUUGUUUUUGAUGAUUGCAUGAAAGAGUAGGUGUUACAGGUUCCUAAUACAGUGCUCAGUGAGUGUAAACUGUAACAGUAAUGCUGCCGAUUUUCCUCGAUAUAAAAUGCUGAUUUUUCCCUUGCUUUGAAUAUCUUCAGUAGUUUUUUCCUUUUUGAAAAGUAUAUUUGUGUCCAAUGAAAAAUGAAAGAAUAAUUGAUCAUCUAAAUAACUUUAAGAUGAGGAUUAAAACUGUAUUUGUAUCCAUA